This is a messenger RNA of Chondrus crispus (carragheen), 333 nucleotides long. RefSeq lists its product as hypothetical. Gene Ontology annotation, molecular function: DNA binding. Lineage: Eukaryota; Rhodophyta; Florideophyceae; Gigartinales; Gigartinaceae. The transcript has a single exon. The record is from RefSeq and is a predicted model, not a curated record. The coding region runs from base 1 to 333 and encodes 110 amino acids.
AUGCCAAGAGGCCCGCCGCUCACCGACCUCGAGAAGGGCCAGAUCCUUGCCCUGCAUCAUCAGCUUAUGUCCUUACGGGACAUAUCGAAAGAAUUGGGAAGGUCCGUAGGAGCUGUGCAGCGCUUUUUAAAGAAUCCCAGUCGACCUGCACGGUCUCGGGCGCAUGUAACUGGUCAAAAGUUGACUGUCCGGGGAGAAAAGGCUAUGAUUCGAAGGGCAACCACGGGAAACUAUUCAGCUCGAGACAUAAAACAAGACCUCAACUUGCCGGUAGGAGUCCGCAGAAUUCAACAAAUUCUAAGCGCAACGCCACAUCUAAAGUAUAGAAAAUGA